Molecule: messenger RNA, 2941 nt
Organism: Falco peregrinus (peregrine falcon)
Lineage: Eukaryota; Metazoa; Chordata; Aves; Falconiformes; Falconidae
Product: regulator of G protein signaling 16
Exons: 5
Coding region: 484-1005 (173 amino acids)
Source: RefSeq, a predicted model, not a curated record
AUGCCGAGGGAGAGGAGGCUGGACAGGGCUGCCCUGUGUGUGUCUGUGUGUACAAACACACAAGGGUUGUUUCUCUGGCUCUGUUUCUGCAGAACUUGCUUCAAGUUGUCAGCAGCAGGACUAUUUUUGUCAACACAGUCGAAACGUUAAGUGACAUGUUGCUCCUCCUGCCAAACACGGCUACAAAGCCCCGUGCUGCCGGCUUGACAUUUAAACACUUAUUUUUGUAUUGAGUGCCUUGGGAUGCCUGAAUGAGCUGCAGCACGCAAAUAGCAGUGGGACUGCGCGCUGCCUUGGGGGGACCCUGGGGAGCGGAGCUGAUUUAGCAGCAGCUCCUGCCGUGUUGCCGCAGAGACCUCCCGGUAGGGAGGUGCCUCCAUGCCACCGCUGCAGUGACAGGCAGUAGCAUCUCAGGCUCUCGCAGAGGGGCUCUGGCACAGGAGCAUCAUCGUGCUGCCACCAGGCUCGCCGGGUCUCAAAGGCAUGGGAGCCAAGGAUCUGAAGACCCGCUUAGGGAUCCUGCUUCAUAAACCAGAGCUGGGGCACAGGAUUGGGACCUCCAGCAAGCUGCAGAGAGACUCCUCACGAGAGGUACUCGAAUGGAGGGAGUCCUUCGACCAGCUCCUGAAGAGUAAAAGUGGGGUGACCGCCUUCCACACCUUCUUGAAGACAGAGUUCAGUGAGGAGAACCUCGACUUCUGGCUGGCAUGCGAGGACUUCAAAAAGACCCGAUCAAAAACCAAGCUGGCCUCCAAGGCCAACAGGAUCUUUGAGGAAUUUGUCCAAAGUGAGGCACCCAGGGAGGUGAAUAUUGACCACGAAACCAGGGAGAUCACUCGCAAGAACCUCUCGGGUGCCACCUCUGCUUGCUUCAAUGAAGCCCAGGCUAAGACCCGCACUUUGAUGGAGAAGGACUCCUACCCCCGGUUCCUGAAGUCCGCCUCCUACCAGGACAUGACCAAGCAGGCCACCAGCCGCGGCAUCAGCAAGCGGUCGCAUACCUGACCCGAGCCCAAAUUUGCCGUGGGGGCAUGAGCUGGGGGACCAGGCAGAGGUUGAAAGACGGUUUUCAAAGGCUGAGGUCCACGUUUCGGGGCUUCAGCUGAAGCCCUGGCUUUUUAACAGGAUCCCCAGCACCUCAAGCGUUUCCCGCUUCCCACCAAGCUGCUGGGAAGAGAGGUCCUCCUCCCUCCCUGGAGGAGCGGAGCUGGUGGGAGCCCAAUGCCUCCCCUUGCAGCAUGGCCGGAGACCUGCACCACCACAGGGACACAAAGAAAUCGGACUUGUGUUGCAAGGCCGGGAAAAAGAGACCAGAUUCCCACGAGCAUCUGUAACUAUGGAGCUCCCACCUGCUCUCAGGACCCUGCCUCUGACCUGCAGCAUCAGCCGCCAGCUGCAGAGCCAGCACAGGAGCCUGCAAUUCCCGCAGUGCCUGGGGCAACCACCCCAGACCUGCCCACAGGGCUUCUCCUACGAGGGAAUGGCCAGAAUGAAAGUCCAAAGGCUAUACGGCGUUUUCAGCUGGAGUGACCCUACAUCCUGAUCCUGAGAUCCUUCUUCUGCCAUUUCCUACACAUGCUCUGCAUCAACGCUUUACACCUUCCUCCAGUACAGCGUUUCCCUAGCAGUGAUGUUUUUAUCCCUUGCUUAAGCUACAUGACCUUUAGAUUGCACAUAUUCUUAGGUCACACGCAUAAUUUUUUAUUAUUAUUAUUUAUUUUAUCAUUAUUACUAUAUAUAUAUUUAUUCCAAGAGCACUGCUGAAAGCAUACACCUUGCUCCAAGGAGCUUGUAAAUUAAAUUAUUUUAGAUAUUGUAGCACUUAGCAUGCCUCCCACCUUUUCUGUAUGACAAGAGAGGUGACCAGCCAGAUCUGUAACAUGCCCGUGGAGCAAGGUACGCGAACAGCAGCAGCGAGAGCUGCAUUCUGGCAGGACUGCAAGAGGGAUCUGAGGUGGCAGGUUUCCCUGGAGCUUGGAGGACCACUGAUGGCAGUAAAAGGAUGCUUUGCAGUCCGUCUUGUUUCCUUUCUCCCCUUAAAACGCGGGUGGCAUCUCGGCACGUAGACUAGCAGCCUGUCCUAGACAGAGAGUAGUGAUGUAAAACAGGCACUUUGCUGAGUGAACCUAUUGAAAACUUAUUUUUUACACAUGGGAGAAGGGCUUUUCCCUGGUUUAAAAUUGGGCUUGGUGUUCCCUUGGCUGGUGAAACCACAGUGGCCACAGCAUUUUACCAGAAAUCCAGGGAGCCAAGUAAAACAGCAACGCGUGCAGUGAAUUCAGCAUCUCGGGGUGCGGCAGGACAUGUCAUCAGCUCAGAACUGUGGGGUGAGCUCUUCAGAAAGCCCCUCUGAGCAGGGAUUUCUGGGUCCCACAGCCACCCUGGAAAGCUGUGGGUGCCAUCUGGCAGCAACAGUGCCAGCAGCCAUGUGGGUGGGUGAUGGGGAGCCCACCAGUGUCCUGUGCUCUGUCAUGGGGAACAUGCCGUCAGCAUAGUUUCCUACUGAGACAGCCUGGGCUGCCACAUGUGCCUCCAUUUACCCCUAAAUAUCAAAUCUGGAGGUCCUCAUCCUGCUGAUACUCACUCCUUGCCAAGGGAACCAUCUUGUGCCUCCCCGCACCCCACGCCGCCCCAAGCAUUAGCCCGAGCACAGGAUCGCUCUGGCUUUUUGCAGCUGUUUGAGCAGAGCGAGGGACCCAGGACCGGUUUGGGGACGUUACUUUGAGUCCUCUUCCACCUUCCCCACCCCGGUUCUAACUGCUGAGCCUCGGUGGGCCCCGGCUGUGUUUACAGGGAGAUUUUAACUGCUUCCUUAUUUAUUAUUUAUUUUACAACUGGAACCACCUUCGUUGUGUUACUGAAGUGAAUGACACACAAUGGUCUGUUUUCAUUACUAGCAUAAUAUUGUCAUUAUAAAAUAAAUGUAAAGAGGAAAAUACUA